UUACCCUUUUUAUUUAUUUAUUUUAAUGUUUUUGGGGUUGGGGUCAGGCCAUCUUAUGAACAAUGGAUCCGCCGGGCACUUCGCUCGCCAAAUUGCUUGCUUUGUCAUGCGGCGGCUCCUCUCCACCGGGGCCAUGUCUUCCUCUUCCCCUUAUUCGUCGUUCCUACCAGGUAAAAACCCUAGCUCGAUCCGCCUCACGCAUCAGCGGCGACUCAAUGGUGUUCGUUUCUCUUUUCCCACCCGCUUCGUCGUCGUCGGUUCUUCCGUACGCUGCCUUGCCUCCUUCUCACCGGCCGAGCGAAUCAAAGUCCACAACCCCAUCGUUGAGAUGGAUGGCGAUGAGAUGACGAGGGUCAUCUGGAGGAUGAUAAAAGAAAAGCUAAUUUUUCCAUUUCUCGAAUUGGACAUCAAGUACUUCGAUCUGGGCCUCUUGAAUCGUGAUGCCACCGACGAUCGGGUAACCGUUGAAAGUGCCGAGGCAACUCUCAAGCACAAUGUUGCUGUGAAAUGUGCAACAAUUACACCUGAUGAAGCUAGAGUUAAAGAGUUUAAGCUCAAAUCUAUGUGGAGAAGCCCAAAUGGAACAAUAAGGAAUAUUUUAAAUGGAACUGUUUUUCGUGAGCCUAUUCUUUGCUGCAAUGUGCCACGCAUUGUUGCUGGUUGGAAGAAACCUAUAUGUAUUGGUAGACAUGCAUUUGGAGAUCAGUAUCGUGCUACUGACAUGAUUGUAAAAGGUCCUGGAAAGCUUAAAAUGGUUUUUGUCCCUGCAGAUAAAGGUCCACCUGUGGAGCAAGAUGUUUAUGAGUUUAAAGGCUCUGGUAUUGCAUUAUCUAUGUAUAAUGUAGAUGAGUCCAUUCGGGCUUUUGCUGAGUCAUCAAUGUCCAUGGCAUUUGCAAAAAAGUGGCCACUUUACUUAAGCACCAAAAAUACCAUAUUGAAGAAAUACGAUGGCAGGUUUAAGGACAUUUUUCAGGAGGUUUAUGAAGAAAAAUGGAAGUCAAAGUUCGAAGAACAAUCAAUAUGGUAUGAGCAUAGGCUGAUUGAUGACAUGGUAGCUUAUGCAUUGAAAAGCAGUGGUGGUUAUGUGUGGGCCUGCAAAAAUUAUGAUGGAGAUGUCCAGAGUGAUUUCCUCGCCCAAGGAUUUGGUUCGUUGGGCUUGAUGACGUCUGUAUUGUUAUCAUCUGACGGGAAAACAUUAGAAGCUGAAGCAGCACAUGGGACUGUGACUCGCCAUUUUAGGCUACAUCAGAGAGGACAAGAGACUAGCACGAACAGUAUUGCAUCCAUAUUUGCAUGGACACGUGGUCUUGAGCACAGGGCAGAGCUUGAUAAACAUGAAAAACUACAAGACUUUGUCCAGAAGCUCGAGUCCGCAUGCAUUGAAACAGUGGAGUCUGGUAAAAUGACCAAGGAUCUUGCACUUCUUAUCCAUGGUCCAAGAGUGUCCAGAGAAUUCUACUUGAACACCGAGGAGUUUGUUGAUGCUGUUGCUCAGAACCUUAAAGAGAAGAUCCAAGUAGCAGCAGUUAUUUAAAUGCUUUGUUAGUUUUCAAGAUGGCUGAUGUUUUUUCUCAAAAAAAAAAGAAAAAAAAAAGAAAAAAAAGAGAGAGAAAAAGAGUUGGAUUUGAAGAGUAAGUCAAAAAGUUACAGCAUCCGAUGAGCACGAAGGCUAUUAAUAAUGAGGUUUUGUCUAUGCAGCAGACAGAUAUCUGAAAAAAAAUAGUUGGUUGUUGCUUUGACAACAUAUCAGGAAUAACAAUGGUAAGCCUAGUGUUAUUGUCUUUAACGCA
Messenger RNA from Musa acuminata subsp. malaccensis (wild Malaysian banana), 1790 nucleotides. Its product is annotated as isocitrate dehydrogenase [NADP]. NCBI's taxonomy places the organism in Eukaryota, Viridiplantae, Streptophyta, Magnoliopsida, Zingiberales, Musaceae. Gene Ontology annotation, cellular component: mitochondrion. The record is from RefSeq and is a predicted model, not a curated record. Gene Ontology annotation, biological process: NADP+ metabolic process; isocitrate metabolic process. Gene Ontology annotation, molecular function: isocitrate dehydrogenase (NADP+) activity; NAD binding; magnesium ion binding.